UUCCUUUCAGAUAGGCCGUGACCAUGAAACCAAAUUGUUUUGUUUCGUGAUACACAUCUGAGAAAUGGAAAAUUUUUACAAUUUUGUACUUUUCCUCUUAGCAUACACCCAUAAAAAAAUUCCCAAGAAAACUAUGCGCCCAAACUCGAAUAAUUGCUUUUCAAAUCUUUAAAAUUGCUGGUUGAUCUUUGGACGCCAUCUUCGAUUUUUGAAUUGUGAUUGAUGGAAUUUAGUGAAAUUCACUCUCCUCAGUCCUUCUAUAAAUAAUUACAGCCUGAAAUUGCAAAAUUUGGGGGUACUUUGGGCAGCAUGCAGGAUAGCACACUUUCUUUAGUGACCAUUAUACAAAAUAAAGGCGCAUGAGUUUAUUUGAAUGCUAAAUUUCUGGGUUGAAUUACUUUCUAAGUUACUGAUAGAAAUUAAAUCUUGCAGAUAACAUCAACAAGGCAUUUUUCACGUUUCUUAAUUUAUGUAGUAAAAUGGACCUGUUUUUUACACUCUUUUUCGAAUAUUAAUUGACUUAUUUAUAAAGCAUAUAACAUCGGUAUCUAGAGACUUUCGCGAAUAAAAUUGCUAUGUCAAAUGCUUUAAGAUAUAUCAAUUCUUUCUUUAAUUUUCUUCCUAUUUUUUUAAAAAUCGCUUACAAAAAGCAUGCUAAAAUCGAUUUUUCAGAAGUCUUCAUAACAAAGCCUCUAAUUACGCAUAUGAAGAACAUCACUGCAUAAGAAGGUGACAACGUGAAGGCAACUUGUAAAGCUUUUAGCGAUAGUCUGCUGCACUUUCAGUGGGCUGUCGUCGAAGGAGAAAAUGCAACUGUACGUGUCCUGGAUCCCAACUUGAGCGAAGACGAAUGUAUAUGGAAAGGUGGAGAUGAACGAUAUCAUGGUGUGCAUAUUCUCUUCAUUAACGUAACCAGAAAAGACGAAUGGUGCUAUUAUUGUGUCGUUGGCGAUAACCUGGGUUAUGAUAAAACAAGAUUCUACCUCCACGUUUUACCAAGACCCAUGACGCCAGUCUCCAUGUCAGCAAACCAGACUUUUUCCAGCACCAUCAGCAUGCUCCAGCAACAACCAGUUGAGAAGGACGAAUCAGUUCAGAGUUCAAGAAUUUCCCUUUACAUUGUUGUAUCCGUGGCUACCAUCGUUCGUGUCAUAGGCUCAAUUAUUGCCUACUUAUUAAUAUUCAAAUGCAAGAAACACAAGAAACGCGUGUUUAGCGUUGCCGGCUAUCGCCCUCGAAAUUAUCCACGAAAGGGGAGAGACCUGCUGAGCUCUACUUCAUCAUCUGUGUCGACUAGCUCGACGAAUCCGCUGUUGAACAAUCAGCGUUUUCGAAGACAUGACUCGGCUUUGUCAGACGACCGCUACUGGUGGUUGUCGAAUACGCACCUUUCGGCAAUUUACGAGAAUAUCUUCGUGAAAGAAGACUUGACCGAAACGGAGAGACCAUUCCAAUAGAAGGAGAAGAAAAGUUGUGCUUUAGGGAUUUCGUCUCCUUCAGUUAUCAAAUUGCUCGUGGAAUGUAAUAUUUGUCAGGAAGAAAGUUUUGUAGUGUAUUCAUCGCGAUCUUGCUGCCAGGAAUAUUUUAGUUGGUGAAGAUAGAGUAAUGAAAAUUGCAGACUUUGGUUUAGCUCGCGACAUUCAUCAGAUUGACUAUUACCGCAAAACAACUGACGUAUGUAUUCUGUGAAAUUGUGCCAUUAAUCCUGAUAAAUAAUUUUUAAGAAUAUGAAAACAUUUUUUGUCUUCAUGGAUUUUAUUGUUUUCGUAAAGAAACUUCCUUGUAUAUGUAUAUUAUAGUAAAUUUUCUAUUUUUGUGCCUGAACUUCGAGUGGAAAUAUUUUUGUUUGAUUGUAUUAUAAGACAUUUAUAAUUA
Messenger RNA from Xenia sp. Carnegie-2017, 1875 nucleotides. RefSeq lists its product as uncharacterized. Lineage: Eukaryota; Metazoa; Cnidaria; Anthozoa; Malacalcyonacea; Xeniidae. The transcript has 4 exons. The record is from RefSeq and is a predicted model, not a curated record. Bases 1005 to 1457 code for a protein of 150 amino acids.